AGAAAAACCAUGACAGAUCAAGUGUAUGUGACACUUCGAGAAGAUCAGGAUAAGCUGUGGAACCUCUUCCAUUAUCAUAAAAACGAGAUGAUUGUCACAAAAUCCGGCAGGAAAAUGUUCCCGAAGCUUGAGUAUGUGGUCAGAGGUCUCACGCCGAACAAGCUCUACGCUAUGAUGCUUCAUAUUGAGCCAUCCGACGAUCAUCGGUACAAGUUCAGCAGUGGAGAAUGGGUCAAGUCGGGAAAAGCCGAAAAGCACAGGGAGCCAAAGAAGUUGUGGCAUGCGGAUGGAGUUAGAAGUGGAAAAGAAUGGAUGACCAACCCAGUUUGCUUCGAUCGUGUAAAAAUCACAAAUUGCGCUGAAUCUACAAAUGCAUCAAUGAUUUUCCUUCACAGCAUGCACAAAUACACACCAGUAAUGUCAAUCUACGAGUCCCCAUCGGAGAGCCCAUUCAGCGUCCCACAACCAUCGACCCGUCUUGUCACUUCUGUUCGACUCACUUAUACCGAAUUUAUUGCAGUUACAGCGUACCAGAACGACGCAGUAAUCAAGCUGAAAAUCAAGUUCAACCCAUUUGCCAAAGGAUUCCGAGAGGGAAGCCAAUCAGACAGAAAACGAAAUUCUCCAUCCGCCGACGACUCUACAACAGAUGAAAGCUCAUCUCAAGUCUCUUCUCCUCAGCCAAAAAAGUCACGAACCGUGUCAGUAUCACCUCCAUUGAUGCCACGGAUCCUUCCAACAAUGAUUCCACCACCACCAGCCAUCAAUCCCCUUUUCUACAGUCUCCCCUACUUUUCCCAUUUGGCAGCCACCGGGAACUUCCCGCCUGUACCAUUCCAAUUCCCAUUUGGACUUCCAUGCUUCUCCCCAAUGUCAUUUCCAACACCUCCGCCAUCUUUGAAAAAUGUCAAGAAAGAAGAGCAAGAGGAUAUUGAGCAGGAAAUCAAUGUAGUUUAAUUGCAAAAUUUAAUUAUUAAUUUUAAAUUGUUAUACUUUAGUUCGGGUCACAUGAUCACUUUUUCUGUUAAUUUUUUCUGCAUAGAAGAUUUUUUGUUUCUGAAUUUGGACAUAAUCAAAUAAAUUUUAUACGGUGUAA
Caenorhabditis elegans is the source of this 1096-nucleotide messenger RNA. It is a transcript of the gene tbx-8, whose product is annotated as T-box transcription factor tbx-8. NCBI's taxonomy places the organism in Eukaryota, Metazoa, Nematoda, Chromadorea, Rhabditida, Rhabditidae. Gene Ontology annotation, cellular component: nucleus. The transcript has 4 exons. Gene Ontology annotation, biological process: positive regulation of DNA-templated transcription; regulation of DNA-templated transcription. Bases 10 to 957 code for a protein of 315 amino acids. The record is from RefSeq and is marked reviewed. Gene Ontology annotation, molecular function: RNA polymerase II cis-regulatory region sequence-specific DNA binding; DNA-binding transcription factor activity.